AAGAUUAUUAAAUCACAAAUAUUUCCAGAGUAUGCUGGUCUUCAUCUGGCUAGGAGUGGUGCUAGCGGCAGUAUGGAUGUUUUUCCGGCGCCGCUACAGCCGCUUCUCCCGAUUCGGCGUGAACUGCCCCAAGCCGGUCCCACUGCUGGGCAACAUGACGCGCAUCCUCUUCCGCGUGGAGCACUUCACCGACCACCUCGACAGGCUCUACCAUGACUAUCCGGAGGACAGGUUUGUAGGCAGAUACGAGUUCCUGAACCCCAUGGUGGUGCUGAAGGACAUUGAGCUGGUGAAGAAGAUCACAGUCAAGGACUUCGAGCACUUCAUCGACCACAGGUCGUUCGUCAAUGAGAAAACCGACCCCCUCUUUGGAAGAAACCUGUUUUCUUUGAGAGGUCAAGAAUGGAAAGACAUGCGUUCAACCUUGAGCCCGGCGUUCACCAGCUCCAAGAUGCGUCUCAUGGUGCCCUUCAUGGUGGAGGUGGGAGACCAGAUGAUCGAGUCCCUGAAGAAGAAGGUCAAAGCUUCCAAAGACGACUUCAUCGACGUGGAAGUGAAGGACCUGACGACGCGCUACGCCAACGACGUGAUCGCGUCGUGCGCCUUCGGCCUGAAGGUGGACUCGCACGCGCAGCAGGACAACGAGUUCUACGCGAUGGGCAAGGAGGCCUCCACCUUCAACUUCCUGCAGGUGCUCAAGUUCUUCGCGAUGACCAACUUCCCGGCUGUCGUUGAUAAACUCGGCAUCACCUUGUUCACGGAGCCCACCAAGAAGUUCUUCAAGGGACUCGUGCUGGGCACCAUGAGCGACCGCGACGCGCGCCACAUCGUCCGCCCCGACAUGAUCCAUCUGCUCAUGGAGGCCAAGAAAGGAAAACUUGUACACGACGAUAAGGCUGCAAAAGACUCUGACGCAGGAUUUGCCACCGUCGAGGAGUCUAAUGUGGGGAAGAAGAACAUCGACCGAGUAUGGAGCGACGAGGACCUAGUGGCCCAAGCGGUGCUGUUCUUCAUCGCCGGCUUCGAGACGGUGUCCUCAGCCAUGUCCUUUGCCUUGCACGAGCUGGCCGUGAACCCCGACGUGCAGGAGCGGCUGCUGCAGGAGAUCCGGGACAACGACCGCAAGAACGGCGGCAAGUUCGACUACAACUCCAUACAGAACAUGGUGUAUCUGGACAUGGUGGUGUCGGAGGUGCUGCGCAUGUGGCCGCCCGGCAUCGCCAUGGACCGGCUGUGCGUCAAGGACUACAACCUCGGCCGCCCUAACAGCAAGGCCACGCAAGACUACUACAUCCGCGCGGGCGAGGCGCUGGCGGUGCCGGCGUGGUGCUUCCACCGCGACCCGGCGCUGUUCCCCGACCCUCUUCGCUUCGACCCCGAGCGCUUCUCCGAAGAGAACAAGCACAACAUCAAGCCCUUCACCUACGUGCCGUUUGGGCUCGGACCGAGGAACUGCAUCGGCUCCAGGUUCGCGCUGUGCGAGGUGAAGGUGAUGCUGUACCAGCUGCUGCUCCACGUGGAGCUGUCUCCCGCAGCCAGGACCUGCAUCCCGGCCCGGCUCACCACCGACACCUUCAACAUCCGCAUGCACGGCGGGCACUGGGUGCGGAUGCGGAUGCGGAACUGAUACUUAUCAAUAAGUCAAAUUAAAUCUUCUUAUCUAUAUAUAUAAAAGAAAGUCGUGUUAGUUACACCACUUAUAACUCAAGAACGGCUGAACCGAUUUAGCUGAAAAUUGUCAGGGAGGUAGUUUAGAGCCAGGAGAAGGACAUAGGAUACUUUUUAUCCCAUUCAAAAUAAAAAAGAAGUCUGCUUAUUUAUUGCCAUUAAGGCGGAACAAAGUUCGCCGGGUCAGCUAGUGAUAUAAUAAAAUGAACUUUUUGUAAAUUGAUUAGGAAAACGAUGCAAAUACAAUACGGCUCUGAUAGGUGGAUUAUUUUUGUGCACCACAAAAUAGAAAUAAAAAAUAAAUAUCGAAACAACACAAUUUAUUAG
Molecule: messenger RNA, 1995 nt
Organism: Ostrinia furnacalis (Asian corn borer)
Lineage: Eukaryota; Metazoa; Arthropoda; Insecta; Lepidoptera; Crambidae
Product: cytochrome P450 9e2-like
Exons: 11
Coding region: 32-1627 (531 amino acids)
Molecular function (GO): iron ion binding; heme binding; monooxygenase activity
Source: RefSeq, a predicted model, not a curated record